This is a messenger RNA of Brienomyrus brachyistius, 1201 nucleotides long. Its product is annotated as UAP56-interacting factor-like. Gene Ontology annotation, biological process: mRNA export from nucleus. NCBI's taxonomy places the organism in Eukaryota, Metazoa, Chordata, Actinopteri, Osteoglossiformes, Mormyridae. Bases 232 to 1104 code for a protein of 290 amino acids. Gene Ontology annotation, molecular function: mRNA binding. The transcript is spliced from 9 exons. The record is from RefSeq and is a predicted model, not a curated record.
AUGUCGACUUGGGGCAGGGCAGCCCCGCUCUCCGGGGGACGACGAGAGCCUGCAGCUGUCCGCCCGGGCUGCCACCGGAGAGGUCGUGCAAUUAUUCUUCAUAUACGCUUCUAUUGGAAAUGUCCCGACUUUAAUAACAACGCAAGAAGCCUGAUUAGAAUCCUAAGUACGAAGCUGUAGGCUAUAUAAGGAAAAGUGUGUCUGGAGAAAGUGACUUUGAAACAGAAGAUUAUGGGCGACAAUAUAGCGGAACCGGAGGCUGUGGAGGAGACCAACAGCUCGGAGAAGAUUGACCUGUCACUCGACGACAUUAUUAAACUCAAAAAAGAAGAAGAAUAUGUGACUCUUGGUGGCUUUAAGAGGAAGAACCGGCAGGCGAACCGCAGCAACUUAUUUAAGAAGUUUAAUAAGGCAGGACAGCAGCAAGGCUUCCGUUUCAGAAGGGGCGCCUACCACAUGCAAGGGCUCAACAGGUUUCGAUACACUGGGCCACCCGUGCGCGACUUCUACAGAAGCAGGCCGUACAACCGGGGGAGGACCGCGCCUGCUCCGAAAGGAAUCAGCCCUCUGAACAGACCGCAGUGGGACGCCAAGAAUGCAAAGCAGUUUGGACAACGCAGCAACCGCUUCAGGGGCUCUUUCUACCAGCCCUACAGAGGCCAGCGGGGACCUCCGAGAAGGAUGCCUCUCAACCAGAAUUUCCAGUAUUCCCAGCAGAGACCAUACAGGGCAAAGCCGGUUAAACUGAACAGAGCGUUUAAUCUCUGGAAAUGGGGCGAAAAACCGGAGCGAUUUCAGAAAGUGAGAAGGUGGGGGAAGGCGCCCUCUUCUGGAUCCAUCUUGACAGUAUCACUUCCGAACUCGAAGGCGAACUCAGAUCCGCAGGCAAACCAGCCUUCUGUGAGUGACAGGCCUCUGGGGGAAGGAAACUUUGCAUCUCCCCAGCCCAAAGGCAUCCCUUUGAGAUUCAACUUCAAGGCUGUAUCCAACCAGACCCGUCUGACGCUCAACGACCGCUUCACCAACCUGAAGAUCCGCGGAGGCUGGGGACAGAGGCUGUGGAGGGGCAGGGGCCGAGGCAGCCGAAUGGUCACCCUGCAAUAAACGGCCUUCGGUGACUUGACCCUUCCCUGGGGGGGAGGGGCCUAACUACGUACCUCACCACUCUGAUUGGCUGAUUAAAUGAUAGCAGCUUUUAAAA